Sphaeroforma arctica JP610 is the source of this 4829-nucleotide messenger RNA. RefSeq lists its product as hypothetical. Lineage: Eukaryota; Ichthyosporea; Ichthyophonida. The transcript has 5 exons. Bases 135 to 4331 code for a protein of 1398 amino acids. The record is from RefSeq and is a predicted model, not a curated record.
UAGACAACCUACUGCAUAAAUCUUGUUUUAGUAUACCCCUUUUCCCCUAGCGACAGCCUUGAGGUUUCAAUAGACUAUGAUACGGUUGGCCCUAUAAAUAUAACAUUCACGGUUAGCAAUCGAAGAUCUCCAAGAUGGGGAAGAAGGCAGCAAAAGAUCAGUCACCAGCGCUACACGUUGUGAACAAGAUAAAUUGUGCUGCGUGUAAGAAUAGCAUAGGCCCUGUGGCGCUACGACACUAUUGCGCCAUAUGUAAGAUCUAUUUCUGCAAUCCGUGCCAUCCACGUGUCAAUCAUGAGCAUCAAUGUUACAGUAACAAGAACAUCCUGCCGAAGCUACACAACAUCAGGAAUAUCGCCAACCUUGUCGCAAGCGAAAACCGAGCUAAUUUACCAAUAGUUGAGGUGAUCCGCAAACGCAGAACCUCUUAUGCAAAAGAGGUGUCCAAAAGAAUCACGAAAAUGCUUUGUAAACAAUUUCAGGCUGAUUUGGAGGAGACAUUUAGAGAGCACCGCGAAACACUUGCGAAGGUCCAAAAGAAGAUCAAUGAGAUACACUCAACGAAAUCGAAUAAUGUGAAGCUUAAAUCUGACUCAGAUGUACAACAAGAUGCAACAAGUACAGCUUUGUGCACAAAGGAAGCAUCUCAAGGCAGCAGUGAAGAGGAGCUUGCCGUCACAUCGGGUGAGGCCGUCACAUCGGGUGAGAAUCAGGGCAAAGCGGAGGCACAGAAAGCUAGUGAGAAGGAGGAGUUUAUCUCCGAUAAUGUACUCAAUUCAGUCUUUGAGAACGCUAUCAAAUCGGCUCUAAUGAUAGCACAGAAGGCGAUUUUGCCGGACUCGGAGUCGAUUGUAGUGCGCAUCGAAAAGGGCCUAAUUACAAUAGAUCCACCGGUGGAUGCCGAGGAAGAAGUGCCAAAGGUUAAAGAGCCCGCUACUAAGGGCAGGAAAAGGAAUGGUAAAAACAAGCAAUCAGUCGUUAUCGAGCCUAUACGUACACACAAGCGAGAGCUCAUGGACCAGGUUAAGGUGAGGGAGGCUGUCAAGGCCACACAGUUGCUCGGAAAUCUUCGGCAGUCGGCUUUGCGUUCUCAAGAGACGAAAACAGACAAUCAGUCGAAGACAGACCCACCCGUCACGGCAAAUGAUAAGAAAAAGGGGGUCUUCAAGAAACCCGGAAGCCAAGGUGCAAAGAGUGAGAAGCUAAAAAAGUCUGGACAAUCUAGGCCAGUGUUGGCGAGCAGUAUCGUCGAAGCUGCAAAUGCGGCACGUACAAACCUUAACGACGAUUCAAUGGUGAAAGACGAAGCUGUAGAGAUGAAUAUGUGUCUCGACCCUGAGAUAGUUGCAGAGGUAGUGAUGGGUGUAGAACCAGCAAUUAUGAGAGUCAAACCUCGGGCACCCACUCCACCGCCCCCAACUGCAGUGCCUGAGUAUCAGUUAAAACCUAAGGCGACAGCUAGUGGGGUGCCGCAGAUAGUAGGCGCAGGUAGCGCUAAGGUGAAGGCAACGAAGGGAAAAGGUGUACCUGGACCGAAAAGGAAACCGGGUCCUAAACCGGGAUCGACCAAGAGAAAGCGAGACACCACUAAAGGUGCCAUGGCCGAAGAUAAAGACACAGCACCGAUGCCAAAGAAGAAGAGAACCGCCAAGACAAAUCAGAAGAAUCGCGUGUCAACACCUAUACUGCAUGAGCCCACGAGGAUGGAUCUCACAGCCGUGUCAGCAGCGAAUGUGACUGGGGUUAAGAAGGUUAAAAAUAAAAACGGGUCAUCCAAUCCAAUCGGAUUGGAGCACGCGUCCAAUCAGGAUGAGGAGGCCAAUGUGAUAUUGGCACCUGAGAGAGGCCCCGAAAGGGAAGUGACGGGGAUGCCAGAUAGAGAACUGCAGACGCAAGAUGACAAGCAGAAAAAGGAGUUGAGCGACAAACUGCUCAGACUCGCCGACAUUGAAGACCACAAGAAGUCGCAGGAAAUGUACAUGCGUCCAGCGACGAAUAUGCACUCCAUCGGUAACGGUAGUACGAAUGCGAUGACAGAGGAGCAAGGGCAUACAUCUCGUAUGCAAAACAAUGCAAUGGCGGAUGUGGACCGUAGCAGUGCGGAUAAGAGUGCGGGUGGCCAGCACAUGCGCAAUGUCUCCAGUCAGUCGACUACGUCGAGGCAGGACUUCAUCAACCCCAUGGUGGCCAAGCGACAGGGAACGGCAUACAACCAGCAGAUCGCCCGGGAGAAACUCAUACAGCAACGACACUACUUAGAUCAAAAGGAACUCGGAGAACGUGAAAUGCCGCACUCCAACUCAAACUCCAACAAUGACAUCGUAGGCGAUGGGGUUAUGGAGAAUGCAGGGGACGUGAGUACCGGUAAGGUGAAUGUGGAUGAGAGUGCAAGAUUGGGAGGGAGAAAUAGCUACAAAAUGAACCCCUACGCACGCACUCCCCACGAACAAAGCGGCCCAGGCCUGCCUAGAGCGAGAGGUGAAAUGGACCGCAUGGACCGGGCUGAGUUUGACCAGGGCGAGGAAGCGCUGCGGAAACAUCGGGUGUUCGAUGGCGAUCGAGAAAACUUUCUCGCACGGGAAAGGUACCAACAGGCCCAGAUACUUCGGAACAGGCAAGCUGAGGGUUUGCAAUUAGAGCAGCAAGAGAGGGCGAGAAUACAACAGCGCGAGAGGCAGAUGUUUGAGGCGGGUGCUGCUAGGUCACUACAGAGGAACGAGUCCAUGCGGUUCGGGGCGUCUCACAAAGGUCGGAGUGCCGCAGAUGCGGAGAAAAGCGAGUACCACAGCGAGCGAGCGCGUCUGGCUAUGCAAGAUGAGAUGGAGCUGGUUGAGAGAGAUCCCGAUGGAGCACACGGAGCUAAAGGGAUGCGUGGGAUUGCUCUGAAUGGACCUCCGCUGCCUAGGGGAGGUCCAAGAGACAGUCGUGAGCAGGGUAUGCGCGUUAUGAAUGAGGAGUAUGCGAAAGCAAACCCCUCGAAAGUAGAGCAAUACCGUCUGCAGCAGGAGAGCGAGCGCGAGAUGAGUGGACAACGUGGAGCACCACAGCCACCGACACAGCACAUGGAGGAUAGAAGACGCGUACUUGAUGGAAGGGCAUCUGCGGGUAUGGGUAUGGAUGCACCCCAGGGACAAGGCAGGCACUUUCAGGAGGGGAUGCCGGUUCAAAGGCAAGCGACUGGAGAAUACAGGGGGGUGCCCAGAGGAGAGGGGAGCAACAUGCUGGCGGCGCGAACGAGCAGGGAUGGCCUGAGUGCUAAUCAGCGACGAUUGAAGGGGUUGCAGAUCGAAUUGCAAAAUAUGGAUGUGCGUGAUCCCAACCGCGCAAGGUUAAUGGCAGAGUUCACAAACCGAAAGGACUUUGAAGAACAGCAGCAGCAGAGCAGAAGCACGCCCCAAAUGCAGGCCCAGGGUGCGCCUGAAGAUAUACCCCGAAACGCCGCUAACAUUGGUAUUGGGAACGGUGCAUCAUACAACGCUAGGACUCCCUCCCAGUCGUGUGGAGGUGUUGCCAGAGCAAAUCCUCCAUCUUAUGCCUUAGGAAGGCAAGGUAUUACAAACGGCCAGAAUAUGGCCCCUGGUGGUUGGCGGGGACCUCCUGGACACGAGACUAUUGAAGACACAUCUCAGCACACUAUGGGCAGACAGCAACAGCAACGACAGGGUAGAAUUUCGGCCAUGUCCCCGAAUAUGUCGGCCCGAAUGGACAUCAAGCACGAGAGCAUUGGAAACGAGCGAAUGCGCGAUAGUAUCCUAGGGGAGGGCAAUGCCCAGUAUGCCAAUGUGAACGGACGAGCCGAAGGAGGGGGUAGUAUGGGCGUCAGUGAGCGUAUAAGUGGUGCUCAGCGUCCAUCCGAUGCGAGAGGUGCUCGUGGUGGCCCACGGGGUGCGGAGGGUAUCAGAGGCAGCUACAGCAACGCUUACGAACCUAUGAUGCAAGCGGGCGUGGUGAAUGGUGGGAAGGGCGGGCGAGUUGGCCCGGGCGGUGAGGCUGAAGAUCACAUCAGACGAAGCAAUGUGAAUUUGAGCGCUGCGAGAGCUCGAGCGCCUGUCAGACAGCGGCCGGAUGGGGCGCAGAAUUUCCAGCAACGCGCACCGCAACAACAACAGCAAAUGUCCCUGGAUCAGCUUAACCAACCAAGACAGUACGGCAGUAUAGAACGUGAGGGUAUGCCGCAGGCACGCCCGAGUAAGCAUGUGAUGGCUGUCCAGGAACGCUGGCAAGGAAUGGGUUUGCAAACCGGAGAUAGAAGACCAAUGAAUGCGAACUAUGAUCCGCAUGAGUUGGCCCAGAGAGAUGAUAGGAGAGAGAUUAGCCGAGAUUAUCGUUGAUUCCAGGAAGUGCAUGAAAUCCUACAUCUGUGGUGCACCAACGCUUUCAUACAACCUAAGUUGCAUCUUACAAAGCUGGUUCCGUAGUCGACUGCCAUCUGGGCUUCCUUCACUCAAUUUGUAAUAAUAAGGUUGGGAUUGAACUCAGAAUAGCAAUAGUACAAAAUGAGAUUUAUGAACGGCUUCAAAUAUCGUCUAGGAAUGGAUUUCCAGCUGUGCAUGGAAAAGCAAAUAUAAGAAAAUUGAAUCUUUGUUCGUCGCGCAGCGCCUAGUGCAGAGCUGACUAUCAAGUAGCAUGAGAAUAACUAUCUGUUACGUCAAGCAGAGACAUUCGUAUUUUUGAUAGUGGUGACUACAUAGUACUAUCGGUAGUUCGAUAGUGGUUGACUACAUAGUACUAUCAGCUAUUGCAAUUCUAUCAGGGAUUGAUCUAAGCGAUCAUCCAAUUACAAUCCAAGCACAUAAAAUUGUACAAUUGCUUUACUACAGGAAGCGCAU